ACAUGCCAGCUCUAUUCCUCUCAUUCACUUCUCUCUCUCUCUCUCUCUAACACACUCAUAGAAAUUUCAAAUUUUGCACAGAAGAGAGAGAGAAAGAGAUAGCGAGAGAGGGCUAUUUUAUUCUUCAACCAAAAUCAGCCCUCUUUUGGGGUCCCUUUGAAAAAUAUAACCACGAAAAAGUUAGCCCUAGACUGUUGUAAUCGUCGUUUUGCUGCUUUGGUAGAGAAGGAGAGUGGGAGUUAGGGUUUAUGUUUGUUAUGGGAAGAACUCAUGAGAAUCUUGCAAUUUAGUAGGUCUACUGAAAUGUAAAUGUUUAGAAUAUUGGUUUAAAAGUUUGGAGAGAGAGACAAAGUGAGAUGGAAGGUGGGGGAAGGAGGAUUUCGGCGAGCCCUAGACCAUGCAGUGUUAGGCGGGUGGUGGCGAAGAAAAGGCCCCGAGUUGGAGGCGUUGAUGGGUUUGUCAACAGUGUUAAGAAGCUCCAGAGACGAGAAAUCAGUUCCAAACGGGACCGUGCUUUCACCAUGAGCGAUGCCCAAGAGAGAUUUCGCAAUAUUCGUCUCCAGGAAGAAUAUGAUACACAUGAUCCGAAGGGUCAUUGUUCUAUGGUACUGCCUUUUUUAAGGAAGAGGUCCAAGAUCAUUGAGAUUGUAGCAGCUCGUGACAUUGUGUUUGCUCUUGCACAAUCCGGUGUUUGUGCAGCUUUUAGCAGAGAGACUAAUCAGAGGAUAUGCUUUCUCAAUGUCAGUCCCGAUGAAGUUAUACGGAGCUUGUUUUACAAUAAAAAUAAUGACUCGCUUAUCACAGUUUCAGUUUAUGCUUCAGACAAUUUCAGUUCUUUAAAAUGUAGAAGCACAAGGAUUGAAUAUAUUCGAAGGGGCAAACCAGAUGCUGGCUUUGCUCUUUUUGAAUCCGAGUCGCUAAAAUGGCCGGGUUUUGUUGAGUUUGACGAUGUAAAUGGGAAGGUUCUCACAUAUUCCGCACAGGAUAGUAUAUACAAGGUGUUUGACCUGAAGAACUAUACCAUGCUCUACUCCAUAUCUGAUAAAAAUGUUCAGGAAAUAAAGAUAAGUCCUGGGAUCAUGCUGUUGAUUUUAACUAAGGCUAGUGGCCAUGUGCCCCUUAAGAUUCUUUCUAUAGAGGAUGGUACAGUUCUCAAAUCAUUUAAUCAUCUCCUUCACCGGAAUAAGAAGGUGGAUUUUAUCGAACAGUUCAACGAGAAGCUUCUUGUCAAGCAAGAAAAUGAGAACCUCCAGAUUCUUGAUGUUCGUAAUUUUGAGCUAACAGAAGUUAGCAGAACUGAAUUUAUGACACCGUCAGCUUUUAUAUUUCUGUAUGAGAACCAGUUAUUCUUAACGUUUAGAAAUCGAACUGUGGCUGUAUGGAACUUUCGUGGGGAGCUUGUAACUUCGUUUGAGGAUCACCUUUUGUGGCACCCCGACUGCAAUACUAAUAACAUAUACAUUACUAGUGAUCAAGAUCUUAUUAUAUCUUACUGCAAGGCUGAUUCUGAUGAUCCCUUGUCCGAAGGAAGUGCAGGGUCGAUCAAUAUCAGCAAUAUUUUGACUGGGAAAUGCCUUGCUAAAAUUAGAGCAAGUAACAGUACCCCAUUGGAAAUAGAAGGUUGCUGUAGUAAGUGUUGUGUCAGUGGCAGCGGCAGCGGCAGCAAAUGCCAAUCAAAGAAGCGUUCCCAAGCAGCCAGAACUCGGAGCACAGUUGCUGAAGCAUUGGAAGAUAUUACUGCUCUAUUCUACGAUGAAGAGCGGAAUGAGAUCUAUACAGGCAAUAGGCAUGGUCUAGUACACGUGUGGUCUAACUAAUGGUUUCUACUAUCCUUUCUUGUGUUCAUUAGAUUCAUUAUUGCUGUUUUUAGUGGUUGAAUUGAUUGUGUUGAUGUAAGCAAGAGUUGGGAACAAUUGUAUCAUUAAAUUGCCUUGUAUCAUGUCAUAUACCCGUUUAACUAAAUCCCCUUUGCCUCUUGUCUUGUGCCUGUUGUACCCUGUAUUGGAAGUGAAACAGCCUAUUCAUAGAAUGGUUUUUCAUAGUGAAUGUGCCGUACAAAUCUUGUUCUGAAAUGAAUGAUUGCUAAUUUGUUUCUUCA
Messenger RNA from Humulus lupulus (European hop), 2098 nucleotides. RefSeq lists its product as uncharacterized. Bases 357 to 1817 code for a protein of 486 amino acids. Gene Ontology annotation, molecular function: protein binding. The transcript has 8 exons. Lineage: Eukaryota; Viridiplantae; Streptophyta; Magnoliopsida; Rosales; Cannabaceae. The record is from RefSeq and is a predicted model, not a curated record.